AUGAAAGCAGUCGUUGCUGGAGCUUCCGGUGGCAUUGGCCAGCCGCUGUCUCUCCUCCUCAAGGCCUGCAAAGAGGUCGACCACCUCUCCCUCUACGAUGUUGUCAACACUCCCGGUGUUACCGCCGAUCUGUCCCACAUCUCCUCCGUCGCCAAAAUCGAAGGCUACCUCCCCGCCGAUGAUGGAAUGAAGAAGGCGUUUACGGGAGCCGACAUUGUCGUCAUCCCCGCCGGCAUUCCCCGCAAGCCUGGCAUGACCCGUGAUGACCUGUUCAAGAUCAACGCUGGCAUCGUUCAGGGCCUCAUCCAGGGCGUCGCCGACUACUGCCCCAACGCAUACGUCCUCGUCAUCUCCAACCCCGUCAACUCCACCGUCCCCAUUGCCGCUGAGGUCCUCACCAAGGCCGGCAAGUUCAACCCCAAGAAGCUCUUCGGUGUCACCACCCUCGAUGUCGUCCGUGCCGAGACUUUCGUCCAGAGCAUCACUGGCGCCCGCGACCCCGCUGAGACUGUCAUUCCCGUCAUUGGUGGCCACAGCGGAGAGACCAUCGUCCCCUUGUUCUCCCAGGCCAAGCCUGCCGUCAAGAUUCCGGAAGACAAGCUUGAGGAGCUGACCAAGCGUGUCCAAUUCGGUGGUGAUGAAGUCGUCAAGGCCAAGGACGGUGCUGGUUCUGCCACCCUCUCCAUGGCAUACGCCGGCUACCGCUUCGCCGAGCGCGUCAUGCAAGCCGCCAAGGGCAAGACGGGCAUCGUCGAGCCAACCUUCGUCUACCUGCCCGGCAUCGAGGGCGGUGACGCGAUCGCCAAGGAGACCGGCUGCGACUACUUCUCCGUCCCCGUGGAGCUGGGUACCGACGGUGCCAAGAAGGCCGUCAACAUCCUCGGGUCCGCCAACGCCUACGAGAAGAAGCUCAUCGAGAAGUGCGUCGAGGACCUCAAGGGCAACAUUGCGAAGGGUGUGGAAUUCGUCAAGAACCCCCCGAAGAAGGAGGAGAAGAAGUAA
Molecule: messenger RNA, 1002 nt
Organism: Neohortaea acidophila
Lineage: Eukaryota; Fungi; Ascomycota; Dothideomycetes; Mycosphaerellales; Teratosphaeriaceae
Product: malate DEHYDROGENASE, NAD-dependent
Exons: 5
Coding region: 1-1002 (333 amino acids)
Biological process (GO): malate metabolic process; tricarboxylic acid cycle
Cellular component (GO): cytoplasm
Molecular function (GO): L-malate dehydrogenase (NAD+) activity
Source: RefSeq, a predicted model, not a curated record